AUGUCUCCACUAUUUUUCUCUUCUCAUUCCCACUCUAAUGGUUUUCAGCUUGGAUGUGGUCAUGGACUUCCUGGGAUUUUUGCUUGCCUUAAGGGUGCCGCUGUCAUUCAUUUCCAGGAUUUUAAUGCCGAGGUCCUCGAAUGUCUGACUAUUCCCAAUGUGAAUGCUAAUUGUCUAAAGAAGUCUCAAAAUUUGGCUACAGAUGUGGCAGAUCAAGCAGAACUCCGUUUUUUUGCUGGUGACUGGAGUGAAGUCCAUCAAAUUCUCCCUCAUAUAGUUACAAAUGGAAAGGACACAAAUUAUAGUCCAGGGCCGGAUCAAUCUGCUGGCUAUGAUAUUAUUUUUAUGGCAGAGACAGUUUACUCAAUCUCUGCUCUCCCUAGCCUCUAUAAACUUAUAAAGAAGUGCAUGAGUCGCCCUCAUGGAGUCAUAUACAUGGCAGCAAAGAAGCAUUAUUUUGGAGUAGGAGGGGGAUCUAGGCGGUUCCUAUCUGUGGUAGAGAAAGAUGGUGUUAUGGCUGCUAGCCCAAUUACUGAAGUUGCAGAUGGCUCCUCUAACGUUCGAGAGGUUUUGAAACUUUCAUAUAAGUAG
This is a messenger RNA of Ilex paraguariensis (yerba mate), 591 nucleotides long. The record is from the annotation of a GenBank genome assembly. Lineage: Eukaryota; Viridiplantae; Streptophyta; Magnoliopsida; Aquifoliales; Aquifoliaceae.